Emiliania huxleyi CCMP1516 is the source of this 387-nucleotide messenger RNA. RefSeq lists its product as hypothetical. The transcript has a single exon. The coding region runs from base 1 to 387 and encodes 128 amino acids. The record is from RefSeq and is a predicted model, not a curated record. Lineage: Eukaryota; Haptophyta; Isochrysidales; Noelaerhabdaceae.
AUGGACGGACUACGGUCUGCAGCUGCGCGGGCGCGCAGCCAGGCGGGGUCCAAAACUCGGGUCACCUAUUCGCUGCCCCCGGAGAGGGACGACGGAUAUCGGCGCGGCCCUAGCGUGGUGUGCGCCACGGUCCCCCAGGGCACCGUGGCGACGACCGUCGCCCCGGACUGGCUCGCGAACGAGCUGGCCGGGCGCGGCAAGGUUGAUGCGGCAUGCCGCGACCAAAUGGUUAUGCACCUGAUGACGGCCGCCGGCGCCUCGGCGCCGGCCGACGCCGUGUUCAGGUUCACGGCCGGCGAGGCGAUGCAGACGGACGACGACGAGCAGGACGCCGAGGUCGCCGACCGGUCCGAGGAGUAUUCCGACGACGGGAGGGUGUCCGACUAG